AUGAGAUCAAACGAUUGUCAGGGAAGCUUACUCGUACGUACCAGAUUCACGCGAAGUCUCCCGCGCGAAGUUCAUCUGGCUUGGGUAGGACAGGAGGAGCGGAUAGAGGAGCUGAGAGACAUUCACCGAUUAGAGUCGAAAUCUCAGUCUGAUCAGAUCGAGAAACUGCGAAGUCAGGUCGACGAGGCGGAGGCUUUGCUGAAGGCGUCGCUGAACACCAAUUCUCAACUCGAGCAAGAGCUGACUCAACAGAAGACCGGGAUUGAGAAACUGCAGGCGGAUGUUGGACGCGCGAACGGGACGGCGAAAGACGAAGAGGAAAAGCGCGUCAAAGCUGUCACACUGCUCAAGACCGUGCGACAGAAACUCGUCAAAGCCGAGAAGGAGCGGGAUGAUGCGCUGAAGGAGAUGCGCACGAUGAAGGAUCAGGAGAGGGAGGAGAAGGAAAAGGAGGCCGCUGAAAAGCUCAAUUUGCAGCGCGAGAUCGAGAGGCUUACUGCGGACAAAGAAACAGCCUUAAACAGCCUCAAGAGCCAGUUCGAGAAGGAGAUGAAUGCGCUCAAGGACAAGCAGGAGAGGGAGCUAUUAGCCUUUCGAGGUCAGUUUGAAAUGGAAGCGAUGGCCACGAAGUCUUCUCACGCUCGUGAGCUUGAGAGCAAGAGCUCGCGUGUAUCCGAGCUCCAAACUACAGUACGCACACUGGAAGGAGAGAAGGAUGAGUUUUUCGACCAGCUUCAGUUGCGUCAAGCGGAGCUUGAAUCAUCCCGAUCCCGCCUGGAGACCAUGGAGAGCCAGACGACAGAGUACCAGUACCAGCUGCACGAGGCUCAGGAGCGUAUCGCACUCCUUUCCGAGGAGCUCGCGGAUGCACGGCGCGAACAUGAGAGCAGAGCGCUGUCGACUGGUCCAUCGGCACAAGAGGUUACGCGUCUCCUGUCUGCGGCGGAGGUGAAGUACGAAUCACGCAUCAGCGAUUUACGGAAGCGGCUCAGUGCGGUCGAGCGAGAGCGGGACGAGGGCGAGGCUGAGUGGAGCCACAAGCUCUCCGAGAAGAUGAGAGAUCUGGAGAGCUUGAAGGCAGUACUGAAUUCCUCAGCUAAGAGCCGAGAGGAAGAGUCCGAGAGCGCGAAUAGCUUGCGGGAGGAGAUCGACGCACUCAAGGCGGAACUCCAGGCAUACCAAGCACGCAUACUGGAGCUCAAGGCGCAAGUUGAUAGAGCGGCCGAAGUUGAGAACAAUGCACACACCGAGGUUGGUGAGCUCAAUGCUCGGAUAGUGGCCAUCCAGCAGCUUGUCGAGGAUGGCAAGGCGCGUGAGGCGCAGCUUCGCACGCACAAUAAGACUCUGCGUGAGGAGCUUCGCAAAGUGCAAUCUUCGGCAGCGUUGCUGGAGCGACAGCGCAAUCCUGGAGUCGGGUACUGGGCUUCACGGCAAGAGAGUAGUCCCGAAAUACGCUCGCCACGGUCCUCUGUGUCAGAUCUGACUACGAGGGAUACUCCUUCUCGACCCGGUUCUCCUGCGGUGGCGAAGUCUGACGAAGAGAUCAACGUCGAAUAUCUAAGGAACAUAAUACUGCAGUUCUUGGAACACAAGGAGAUGAGGCCGCACCUUGUCAGGAUUCUGUCCACGAUACUACGUUUUACGCCUCAGGAAACCCGAAGGCUAGUGUCGAAAGUAUGA
Molecule: messenger RNA, 1680 nt
Organism: Postia placenta MAD-698-R-SB12
Lineage: Eukaryota; Fungi; Basidiomycota; Agaricomycetes; Polyporales; Adustoporiaceae
Exons: 5
Coding region: 1-1680 (559 amino acids)
Cellular component (GO): Golgi apparatus
Source: RefSeq, a predicted model, not a curated record